AUGACGGCCUACCAGCCAAUACCCCUAGCGACCCCAAUGGAUGUAAUGUCCAGGAUAAUACCCACACUAGAUCAAAAAAGAUGGUUAGAACACGAUAUCAAACAUAUUGAACAGCUAUAUGACGGGUGGGAAAUCAUGCAAUUCCCGGCACUGCAAACCAUGUACAAUCUCCCCAGUCGAAUCCUGUUUCCGUACCUGCAACUUAAGUCAUGCCUGGAGCACACCCGACCCCAAACACUACACGAUGAACCACACCAGAAAUUAUCUACUUUUGAAAAAAUCUGCACAAACGCACUGCCCCCAAAAAG
This is a messenger RNA of Pelobates cultripes (western spadefoot toad), 308 nucleotides long. NCBI's taxonomy places the organism in Eukaryota, Metazoa, Chordata, Amphibia, Anura, Pelobatidae. The record is from the annotation of a GenBank genome assembly.